GGCGCUACCGGCCGCAGGGUCUAGUCGGUGCCGGUGCCUUAGCAGCAGGGCCUGUCGAGUCUGUGGACGCCGCCCUCGGCCGUCGCUGCCCGCCGCUGCAGCCUCGCGCCUCUGCGGUUCCUCUGGUCGGCCUCGGCCUCGGCGCCUCGCGCUAUGGCUGCUUCUCGCGGCGUCCGGCGGCCGCUGCUGCUGCUCCUGCUCGUGGGCCUCACGUGUGGUGCCGCGGCGGUGUUUGAGGUGAGAGACAGCAACGGGACAGCUUGUAUCAUGGCCAGCUUCUCUGCUGCCUUCGAGACCAGCUAUGAGAGUGAGCCUGGCCCCAAGAAUGUGACCUUUGACCUCCCGCCUUCUGCACAAGUACUGAACAGCAGCUCGUGUGGUGGAGGCAAUGCCUCCGAGCCCAGGCUUGCCAUCGCCUUCGGAGAUGGACAUUCACUUACCCUCCAGUUCACACGGAACACCACCCGCUACCGCGUGCAGCACCUGCGCUUUGUGUAUAACUUGAAAGACUCACGUACCUUCCCCAAUGCAAGCUCCAAGGAAGUCAAGACUGAGGACUCCAUAACUGACAUUCUGGCGGACAUAGACAAAAAGUACCACUGUGUCAGCGCUACCCAGGUGCACAUGAAGAACGUGACUGUCACACUCUCCAAUACCACCAUCCAGGCCUACCUGUCCAACAGCAACUUCAGCAAGGGAGAAACGCGCUGCAAGCAGGACAUGCCAUCCCCGACCUCCGUGCCACCUGCACCACCCACACCACCCAGCCCCUCGCCCAGCCCUGUGUCUCCGAGCCCCUCCACGCACAGGUACAGUGUGAGUGGCGAUAACGGGACCUGCCUGCUGGCCAACAUGGGACUGCAGCUGAACAUCACCUAUGCACGGAAGGACAACACGACCGUGACCAGAGUGGUCAACAUCAACCCCAAUGCAACUACUGCCGGGGGGAGCUGUGGUGCCCAGGUGGUGUCCCUGCAGCUGAAGGAGAAGAACAUGGUGCUGGUCUUGAGCUUUGGCUUGAAUACGAGUGCCAACCAGUUCUUCUUGCAAGAAGUCCAGUUGAACAUGACUGUCCCUGAUGCCAGAGGGCCCAGCUUCCACGCGGCCAACAGCUCACUUAGAGCCCUGCAGGCCACUGUGGGGAACUCUUACAAGUGCUCAGCUGAGGAACGGCUGCUUGUCACGCCCACCUUCUUCCUCAACCUCUUUGGUGUUCAGGUCCAAGCUUUCAAGGUCGAAGGGGACAAGUUUGGGUCUGCGGAGGAGUGUCUGCUGGACGGCAACAGCAUGCUGAUCCCCAUCGCUGUGGGUGGCGCCCUGGCCGGGCUCGUGCUCGUCGUGCUCAUCGCCUACCUCAUAGGCAGGAAGAGGAGCCAUGCAGGCUACCAGACGAUCUAGAGAGGGCAACGGGGUAUGCUGCAGACGCUGCAGGCGAGGCCUCUCACGUCCUGGGCGUGCAUAUGUGCGUGCGUGGCGUGGAGGGAGGCACACUUUCUGGCAAACUUCUCAAAUCUGCUUAAAAUGUGAAGUUCAUCUUGCAGCAUUUACUAUGCACAAAGAGUUAAUAUUGAAAUGACGGUGUUAAUUUUGCUAACUGGGUUAAAUAUUUUGCUAACUGGUUAAACGUUAAUAUUUACCAAAGUAGAACUCUGCAGAGGGCAAGAAUGCUUUUCUGAAUUGGCAUGGGCUCCAUUCAUUCGAUGUUUUAAAAUUUGGUGUUGGUUCUUUUAUUCUUUGCUCAGAUUUAGGCCUUGCAGAUGUCUGGUCUGAACAUUGCAGACUGACAGGCGGUGGCUGAUCCCUAGGCCGGCACGCCAAGGAGUUCAGACCAGCGGAGCAGGAAACUCCAUGGGCACUGGGGGCAUCUGGAGGCUUGGUGCAGCUUUAGGUCAAGAGGGCCAGGCCCAGCGUCCAGCCAGGCAUGGCCUCGGUGUUCCCACACCCACUGCCUGAGAGCCGCUGCUUUUCUAGGUGUUGGAAGGGUAUUAUUUUUGUUCACUUGUGAUGUGGUUUCUGGUCUUCUGUUGGCAUCAGGUAGCCCUGUUGUGCACUGUACACUGAUGGACUUGCUCUGCUGAUGCCUCUGCUGUGCCCAGUGGCUGGAAACAGAGCCCGGCUCUGUGAGAUGCAUUGCCUGUAACGAUGCUAAUAAACAGUCUCUUUCUUUGUC
Molecule: messenger RNA, 2170 nt
Organism: Chinchilla lanigera (long-tailed chinchilla)
Lineage: Eukaryota; Metazoa; Chordata; Mammalia; Rodentia; Chinchillidae
Gene: Lamp1
Product: lysosomal-associated membrane protein 1
Exons: 9
Coding region: 154-1398 (414 amino acids)
Cellular component (GO): membrane
Source: RefSeq, a predicted model, not a curated record